Messenger RNA from Populus nigra (black poplar), 585 nucleotides. RefSeq names its product early nodulin-like protein 7. Gene Ontology annotation, molecular function: electron transfer activity. The record is from RefSeq and is a predicted model, not a curated record. The coding region runs from base 34 to 579 and encodes 181 amino acids. Lineage: Eukaryota; Viridiplantae; Streptophyta; Magnoliopsida; Malpighiales; Salicaceae. The transcript has 2 exons. Gene Ontology annotation, cellular component: plasma membrane.
UCUCUCUCUAUCUAGCCAGAUACACAGAGAACAAUGAAGAUCACUAAAAUGGCAUCUCUUGCGGUUUUCUUUUGCACUUGUUUUAUCAUUACUACUGGUUUGUUAAAUGCAGAAAAGGUGUUCAAAGUUGGGGAUGAGUUUGGAUGGCAAGAACCUGGACAGAACAGCUCUGCCGUGUACACUCAGUGGGCUUCAAGGAACAGAUUCCAAGUUGGAGAUUCUCUCUCCUUCGAGUAUAAGAAUGAUUCAGUCAUUGAAGUAGACAAGUGGGGUUACCAUCACUGUGACGGUAGCAAACCUAUCGUUGCCUUCAACAAUGGUCAUGGUGUCUUCAAGCUCGACAGGUCAGGGCCUUUCUACUACAUCAGUGGAACCCCAAAUCACUGCAUGGGUGGCCAGCGUUUGCUAAUUGAAGUGAUGGGUCUGCACCGCCAUUCUCCUCUUACUGCAACUCCACCAGCUGGACAGCUAGCACCAUCCCCGCAACCAAGUUCAGGAGUAUUUGUCUCAGUGACACUUGGCUCAUUGUCAACGCUUCUUACGGGCACAUUGAUUGCUUUGUUAUGGUCUUUACCAUAACCUAUU